Pristis pectinata (smalltooth sawfish) is the source of this 5548-nucleotide messenger RNA. RefSeq names its product protein tyrosine phosphatase receptor type A (gene ptpra). The coding region runs from base 1214 to 3610 and encodes 798 amino acids. The transcript has 25 exons. The record is from RefSeq and is a predicted model, not a curated record. NCBI's taxonomy places the organism in Eukaryota, Metazoa, Chordata, Chondrichthyes, Rhinopristiformes, Pristidae. Gene Ontology annotation, biological process: protein dephosphorylation. Gene Ontology annotation, molecular function: protein tyrosine phosphatase activity.
ACAACGGAGACAUAGCAGAUGGAAGAAAAACCAGGAAGUUGCGUCCCUCAGGAUUAAUGUAACAAAUACAGAACAUGUUGGGAAAAGUCAGUUUAGACAGAAGACAUGGAUAGAGAAACAAAUAUUGUUUCGGGUCCAUGAUAAAGAACCAAUUUGGGAACCUCCUCCAUAAUAUGCUGCAUCCAUAGAAUCAGAUGAGUUAGGUUUAGAAUCGUGUCUGUACUGACCCUCUGAGGAACCGCAGUGUUUGAUUCCACACUCCAGGUUUUUUUGUCUGUGAUUUUGCAAGUUAUUUCAUCCUUAAGUCCUUGUCCAAACUUCCUUUCAAAAGGACGUAGGAUUCAGCUCCCAUUUUUAUUCCAGGUAGGGAAUCCAGGAACCCCACGACUCGCUUGACCGAGAAGAAGUCUUCUCCUCGUCACUCCAGAAAUUUUGCCAGCAGCAAUCAUCUUGGUGUCGAGUCAUCCCAAUCCAGGAGUGGCUAAGGAAUCAGAUUCGUGCAGUGAAUUGGAGAGUCCUGCGGGUGGCGUUUGAAUGGAAAGAGAGAGAAAGAGAGAUUUUUUAGUGUGAGCAGAGAGUUUUUUCCUCUUCCUCUCUCUCUCUGCCUCCCUGCCCUCCUCUCUCCGCAUUUGUUUAACCAGUCAUUCCCUCGCGUUAUGUAAAGAAGAUGGCGGCGGGAUAGCAGCGGCUGCAGCAAGCGGCGGGCGGAGGCGGACGACGGAGAAACAGCGGGGGCCGUGAGAGCGCGCGCCGCGGCCGCCGGGCUCUCGAGCGAAAACGGCCGUUGGGGCACGGCACGGUGCGGCGCGAGCGAGGCGGCACGGUGCCGGGCCGGGAUUGACUCGGCCACCGGGUGUGUGUGUGUGUGUGUGUGCGGCGGGGGGGAUCAUCAUCAUCAUCAUCGGCGGCGGCUGGGCUGCGGGGCCCGGCUGAAGGCGAGCGGAGGAGGCACGGCGACCGGAGACUGGCUCACACGGCGGGGCGAAAGUAACACCGGAGCCCCCCCCUUUUCCCUAAAGGGCUGAGAGCGACCGCCCGACCGGGAGAGAGGCGGCGGAUGCGGGAUUGCUGGAAUUCACCCUCCCUGGUGCAGGAUACUGUGUUAUGGCUGAACUCUUGUGGAAACUUUAUCAACAACUUGAGGAACUGAUUCCAGAUAGCAUCAUCAAUAUCUUUUAUGGAUCCCAAAUGAAGUAAUCCUGAAAGCAUUACCAUGGAUAUCUGGUUUCUGUUUUUGCUGCUGAUUUGCAGUUGUCCUGUACAUCUUCAUGCACAAAACACAACAGUUUCUCCUUCUGCCACCACCAUCACCACCUCAAGCUUAACAAAUUCAACUUUGCAACUAGAAAAUUCAACAACCCAAGCUACCCCCAACCCAGGAUCAGCAUCCAUGAAUGGAGAUGAUUCACAAAUGUUUAACACAACAGAUGCUACCAGUGAGAAUUCUACUAUAGCUACAACUGAAGCAACAAAUAAACCGUUGCAGGAAGUGACUCCAAACAUUACAAAUUCUAAUGCUACAGCCAGUCCAUCCAUAACAGCAAACGGAAAAUCAAAUGAGUCGUCAGCCGAAACAACUGCAGUUCCCACAUCAGGUGGAACAACAGCUGGUCCAGGCGGAUCUGAAACAGGGGGCGGAAAAGAUGAAAUGCCCAUUAUAGCUGUAAUGGUGGCCCUCUCAUCACUUCUAGUCAUCGUGUUUAUUAUUAUAGUUCUUUAUAUGCUGAGGUUUAAAAAAUAUAAGCAGGCUGGAAGUCAUUCAAAUUCCUUCAGGUUGUCCAACGGGAGAACAGAUGAUACAGAGCUUCAAAGCAUGCCACUGCUUGCAAGAUCUCCAAGCACCAACCGAAAGUAUCCACCUCUUUCUAUUGAGAAAUUGGAAGAAGAAGCUAAUCGACGAAUGGCAGAUGACAACAAGCUUUUCAGAGAAGAAUUUAAUGCUCUCCCUGCAUGUCCAAUUCAGGCCACUUGCGAAGCUGCAUCGAAGGAAGAAAAUAAAGAGAAAAAUCGAUAUGUUAACAUCCUUCCUUAUGAUCACUCAAGGGUUCACUUGAUACCCAUAGAAGGUGUUCCAGAUUCUGACUUUAUCAAUGCCUCAUACAUAAAUGGCUAUCAAGAGAAAAACAAGUUUAUAGCAGCACAAGGGCCUAAAGAAGAAACUGUGAAUGACUUCUGGAGGAUGAUAUGGGAACAAAACACUGCAACAAUUGUCAUGGUUACAAACCUAAAAGAGAGGAAAGAGUGCAAAUGUGCCCAGUACUGGCCAGACCAGGGUUGUUGGACAUAUGGCAACAUUCGAGUUUCUGUGGAAGACAUGAUGGUGCUGGUGGAUUACACAAUUCGCAAGUUCUGUAUUCAACAAGUAGGGGAUGUAAUGAAUAAGAAACCUCAGAGGCUAGUUACUCAGUUCCACUUUACCAGUUGGCCUGAUUUUGGAGUUCCGUUUACUCCAAUUGGCAUGCUAAAAUUUCUAAAGAAGGUGAAAACUUGCAAUCCAUCCUUUGCAGGUGCAAUUGUUGUGCAUUGCAGUGCUGGUGUUGGUCGAACAGGCACUUUCAUUGUUAUCGAUGCCAUGCUGGAUAUGAUGCAUGCAGAGAGGAAGGUGGACGUUUUUGGAUUUGUGUCACGGAUUCGAGCUCAGAGGUGUCAAAUGGUUCAGACGGAUAUGCAGUAUGUAUUUAUAUAUCAAGCACUAUUGGAACACUAUUUAUAUGGGGACACAGAACUGGAAGUGACUUCACUUGAAAGCCACUUGCAAAAGCUCUACAACAGAGUAUCUGGAUCAGGCUGCAAUGGUCUGGAGGAAGAAUUCAAGAAGUUGACUUCGAUCAAAAUUCAGAAUGAUAAGAUGAGGACAGGUAAUUUGCCAGCCAACAUGAAGAAAAACAGAGUUCUUCAGAUCAUCCCAUAUGAGUUUAACCGAGUCAUCAUUCCUGUAAAGAGAGGUGAAGAGAACACAGAUUAUGUAAAUGCAUCAUUCAUUGAUGGAUAUCGACAGAAAGAUUCAUACAUAGCCAGCCAAGGACCUCUUCAGCAUACAAUAGAAGAUUUCUGGAGAAUGAUUUGGGAGUGGAAGUCUUGUUCCAUUGUUAUGUUAACAGAAUUGGAAGAAAGAGGCCAGGAGAAAUGUGCGCAGUAUUGGCCAUCAGAAGGAUCUGUCUCCUAUGGCGAUAUUGCAAUUGAAAUAAAAAAGGAAGAAGAAAGUGAAAGUUACACAGUGCGUGAUCUGCUGGUAACUAACACACGGGAAAACAAAGUUCGUCAGAUCAGGCAGUUUCAUUUCCAUGGUUGGCCUGAGGUGGGUAUUCCUACUGAUGGAAAGGGAAUGAUCAACCUGAUUGCAGCAGUGCAGAAACAACAGCAGCAGUCAGGAAACCAUCCAAUCACUGUGCAUUGCAGUGCUGGAGCUGGAAGGACAGGAACUUUCUGUGCCCUGAGUACUGUUUUGGAAAGAGUGAAAGCUGAGGGUAUCCUGGAUGUAUUUCAGACAGUAAAGAGUCUACGGCUACAGAGACCACAUAUGGUCCAGACACUGGAACAGUAUGAAUUCUGCUACAAGGUUGUGCAAGAGUACAUUGAUGCAUUUUCGGAUUAUGCCAACUUCAAAUGAAAAAUGGCCUUCGUAAUAUUUUGUAAUAUUCUAUUUGUUAAUAUACUGAAACCAGUGUACAUAUCUUAUUGGUUUUAGAGGUUGGUACCAUAAGGCUUUCAUAUUAGCUUGAGAUUUUUUUUUAUGUAGCAGAUGGUUAGCAUAUUAGUCUCAUUUAAGCAAUUUUAUUGAGUAACGUGGCCUGAUGUUUGGAUUAAUGUUGAUGAAAUUUAUUUAGUAGCUGCGUCAAGGGUUAUUCAUUUAAAUUCAAAGGAGGUAGGGCAGGAUUUUUAAAAAAGUCGUCACUGCAAUAUCUGUGGUGUUGAUCAUUUGCUGCCUUCAAAUCCAAUUCAUUGUUGCCAGUGCUUUCUGUUAUUUCAACUAUGAUUUAAAAAAAAUAUCAAGUUUGAAAUACCCUUCUGUCAUUAACCAAUCAGUGCCAUUUAGAUGUAAUACCAUUCACUUGGACCAUUCUUCUCAGGCAUUUAACAACUUUGUAAUUGUACACUUUAUAAUUGUACACUUAAUAUUUUCAAUCUCAUACCAUUUUAUUUAUCUGAUUUGAGGUAGAAGCAGUACUUUACUGAGUUGUGUAGAUAGCCAAAGCAACUUCAGAAAUGCUUAACGUGCUACUAUAUUGUAGAAAUGCUGACCUGUAAAGGGAAUACAAUAAGAAAAUACUGCUUUUAAAAAAAGCUUUUUUUUGGUGUGGAGCCUACCUGGCUGAACUGAAAAGUACUGGAUAUCCUACCUGCAUUAUUUUUCCACAUAUCCCAAAAUCUGUGUAAUGUCCAGGUUUAAUUAUAAGUAACUUUGGUCUUGUAAAAUGAACACAUCUCUCUAACUGUUUUUGCAUUAAAAAUACAUGGGACUUGUUAUAAAGUUCUAUAGGAAUUAAAAAAAAAUGUGAGCUUUGGGAAAUAAAUUUGGAAAUAAAUUCUUGAUAGGACAAUAUAAAAGAAUAUUCUUUAGCCAAAGCCACUAUGUACUGUACAUAUGAGCUGUAACUUGAAGGCUAUUGGAUUGUUUGUUAUAUAUGUUUUUAAAAUCUACUUGUUUGAGCUUUUGUCUUAAUAAGUGGAAAAGUAACUGAAAUACUCUGUUGGAUGUUUCAAAGAUGUGAAAGAUUUGUCUGGGAUUUACCAUCAUCCCUGAAUCACUGCUGCCCCAUUUCCUAAUUUUUUUCCCCCAGUUAACACUCACCUUUGUGCAAAAGGUGGGCCAAAUUAUAUUAGUAACUUGCACAAGAGGGGGUGGGGGAGACAGAAAGGAGAGUUCAGUGAUUCACAUUAUCAUUUGUGUCUAAUCUGGACCAAAAAAAUAAUCAGAUUAUGGUUUAAAAAAUCUCAAUUUAGUUUUAAAAUUAAUAAUUGUUUUAAAAGAAUAGUUGAUAAAUGUCUUUAGUUAAUCAUUCGCUCCUAACAAUUAUAUUUUUUCUUAAAAUGUAUAAAUAAUUGCAAUUUCUUAACCUGUAUUUAUUUUUUUAUGAUGAGAAAAUUUGGUGGAUUUUUUUUAAUUUUAUCUUUUAGUAGUUUAGGAGCACUCAUUGUUAGGUAAUCUAAGGUUGGGUCAUUGUAUGGUAAAUUAACUUGCAUAAUGACCUGUAUAACAUAUAGUGCACAGUCCCAUUAAGUUAUUUGAAAUUUUGGUCAUAUCACAUUUGGGAAAACAUGACACAGUUUACUAAGUUCUCUAAUAGUGCAUUCAGUAGAUAGACUAUGGUAAUUUACUAUAUGUUAAAUGGAUUUAAUGUCAGCUGCCUACCUUUGGUAAUUCUGAUAUCACUGACCGCACUAGUGUAAAUAGGUAUUGUCUGAAUUCCUGAUUCUUGAAACUUUGGUAUUUUGGGACAAUGGCUAAGCUACAGCUAUAAUCAGAAUAAAUGUGCUCAUUACAAAAAAAAAGGAUCAUUUACUUCUCUUUUGUUUGUUUGGAAUAAAUUAAUAGAUAUAAACUUUA